Messenger RNA from Cherax quadricarinatus, 1071 nucleotides. NCBI's taxonomy places the organism in Eukaryota, Metazoa, Arthropoda, Malacostraca, Decapoda, Parastacidae. The record is from RefSeq and is a predicted model, not a curated record.
ACAUUUAGACUACACGGCUAAGAUACAAACCUCUCGCUGCAUAUACAUUGUGUGAAUAUAUUAAUAAUAAUAUCUUGGCUGGUUUGGUUUAUAUACAAGAAGGAUUCAUGGAAUUUUUAAAAUAAAGAUGAUUGGAAUGUGUAAAAUAGUUUUAGAAUCUCUAAAAUAUGAGAUUAAGGGGAACCCUUAGUGUAUAUACACCGAUAAAUUAUAGUGUCUCUCACUGUAUAUACACAGAGAUAAACACCCUUCGGUGUAUAUACAAUGAGAGAUUACAUACUUCUCAGUGAACACUAAAAGAGAGAGACACACACACUUCUCAUUGUAAAUACGACCGUGUUAAAUCGUUAUGUUGAAAGGAUUCACAGAAGGCUGGUAGCGACCAGUGAAGAAGUGGGCCAGGAGCUAUGACUCGACCCCUGCAACCACAACUAGGUGAGUACCAUGUUCAUUCUCUGGAGUCUGAGUGAGCCAGGACAGGGUGUUCGACCCUGUAUCGUUCCCCUAAAGCCUCGAACACCAUCAUCCUGGCCUCUGUUUACGUGCUCUUCUCGUGGUGUUCGCACUGAGGUGCUCUGUCAGGGAAAUUUACCGACGGGAAGAUAAGUGUGUUCUUCGCCAGCCAACAUGGACUCUGAAGUGGUGAUGGCUGGCAGGUUCAAGAAGCUGUCGAGGAUCGGACGUGGAACAUUUGGAGAGGCUUGGCUCGUUUCCAGCACUUGGUCUGGCAGAAAGUAUGUGAUAAAGGAGGUGCGUGUGGAGGAGAUGUCAAGUGAGGAACUGGAGAGGACGAGGACUGAAGCGACCAUCCUGGCCAGAUGUAAACAUACCAGCAUCAUCCGCUACAAGGAGUACUUCAUGAUGGAGAACCCGGCCACCAUGUGUCUGGUGAUGGAGUACGCUGAUGGAGGAGACUUGUCACUGCUGGUGAAGGCGGCCAAGAAGAGGAGAGAGAUGCUGCCUGAACGCUCCAUCUUGAACUGGUUUGUGCAGGUCAUCAUCGCUGUCCAGUACCUCCACAUAAACAACAUCCUGCACAGAGGUAUGCACUUGUAACAUUCAUAGAUGUGU